AUGGCGUUAGGGUAAGGACCUUAAAUUCCAUAUUCAGUCUUGGACUGUCUGAGCAAAGUUUAAGCCACCACCGUAGUGCGCCGGCCUCGAAGCAAUUUUGCCAACUCGCAGUCUCGACUGUUCUUCUUCGGCAGCUUAUCAGGUAUCUAGAGUUAAAAUGAGUCUGGUUGACGAAAGAACCAUAUUGAGGAGCAUCGUAACAAAACAGGAUCGUCUGUACCUCCUCAAUAAGGUGAUAGGCGCUCGUUUAAUCUCGUAUGAGAUAAAGAACUUCUUCGUGCCAGAAUCAUACUACACUGGAACUAUCCGAUUUGACAACGAGACACAAAAAGAAGCCUGUUUUUUCAAAUUUGCACAGAAUGAAGGAGAAGUAGCUAAGCAUAUUUUUAAAGCAGCUUCCAAAUUGAAUCAAGAUGGAAUCCUACAGCCCUGGUUUCUCACCAAUAACAAAUUAGAGAAGACGUGGAUUUUAUGUUACGAGCACUUCAACUCUCUUCUCAGUGAGCUACCAGAUAACAAAAUUUUUGAGCUGCCUGAAAAUUGGCGUCUCUCUGUUAGGAACUCUAUGAAGACCAUCAAGUACAUACAUGAACGCUAUCUUCUUCAUCUGGGUUUAAAAAAAAGAAGUAGCUACGCCCUAAUUAAUGACAGGAAGAAUGGUUUCAAAAUCAAAAUCCUCUUUGAUCGUAAUUCAUCGACUGAGAAUUCGGUGUACGACAUAAAAAAGGCAAAGUUGGAUGAUUGGAAAGAUUAUAAGGACGUGCUGGAGUUUCUGUUGAAGUCAUUGCCACAAACGGAUGACCUAAAGUUGUUUCUAAAUUAUUUUGGUCUGGACCAAAAAGGGAAAUAUGAUGUAUUCGUUGAUCGACUCAUUGCACAUCCUUUUCUCUUGUGUGCUGAAGAAAACAUGAAUUUUAUUGCAAACGUACAGCAUGCCAUUAUUACCCAAAGGAUCAGUUUUUUAAGUGGUGAAAAAUUCAAAGAGUAUGAGAAUUGGGAUAAGAAACUUGAUGAUUGGCUGAAAGGUAUAUACUCACAGCAAAUAGUAGAUGGAUUCAGUUAUAACGUCAUGAGUGUAACAGGUCUCAUUUGGUUUUUGAGAGAUGUUUAUGUCCACAAUUGUGAUAAAUUUGAAGAGGUUGAUUGUCACUUGAUGCAAUCGUUUCCUGGGUUAUACGGUCAGCUUUACGAAUCUUUAUGAAGGUAUUACUACAUAUUUAUUGUGAUUGAUAUGGAAGUUAGCUUAAGGGGAAGAGACUGUCAGUGCAAAGACUGAAUCAAAGGCUGAAACAGUGGAGAAAUCUGACACCUGAAAUGAAGCCGAAAAAUCUGAUUCCGCAGCGAACAAGGAAAGUGAGAAUCCACCUCCACCAAAAAAUUGAAGUUCCUCUGGAAUGAAUUUGAGAUGUGCACAAGGCCAGAGGUUAUCCCUGCAAAUGCAGGGGUGUGUCCUUUGCAUACAUAAGCUGAGAACUAGAGUUGGGGAGCAUGUGGCGAUGAGGAAGCUUUAAAAUGAUUUCAGCAAUUAUAUAGCAGUAAUCGUGGUUUCAGCGAUAUCUUAUCAUUUGAUGCAAAACAAAGAUCCAGUGUAUCGUAAUGGAAAGCUUGUUAUAUCAUCAACAAGUUAAGUGUCAGCAUUGAUGUUCCUGGAGAAGAGACAUAUCAUUUUCAGCCUCGCCUGUUUGGAAAGUGCAGAUUUGAUGUUUUGUCUACCAAAGUUGACAUUCGCCUGGCCAAAGCUGAACCUAUACAUUCAAGAGAUGUCCAGUUCAGCAAGGAUAACCCUGUUCCACUAAAGGUUAAUGCCCCAGUUAUUGGCGUCCAAAGGCCAUCUUACCCAUCCUCCAAACCAAAAUGGGUAGAUUGGGACAAGCUUGAAGCCCAAGUGAAUUAGGAAAAAGAUGAGAAGCUUGAUGGUGAUGCAGCUUUGAACAAAUUUUUCCAAGACACAUUCAAGGAUGCUGAUGAGGACACAAGAAGGGCCAUGAGAAAAUCUUUUUGUACCAGGUGGAGUUGAACGGAACGGUGCUUUCGACAAUCUGGAAAAAAGUGGGCACCAAGAAGGUCGAGGAAAGUGCUCCUGAUGGUAUGGAGAUGAGGAAAUGGGAGUACCAAGAGCUCAAGUUGGACAGUGCUUGUAACCUAUUUGGAGUGCCUUUCAUUUUGGUGGACGCUGUUUAGUUUUCUCUUUCAGUUAGUGUCUAUUCUUUUGCUGACGGUCACCUAGGUCGGUUUUUGCUUGCGGUCUUUCGUGUUUUGUUAUGUACUCAGUACUAUCAAAAUCUGGAACAAGGUUACCUUUAUGCUCCUGAAUUUCUUGGUGAUCUGAUUCUAUGUCUUCCUUAGUUCUGCUUGUGAGCCAACGCAUACAUGACUAAACUGCUUUGUGAAACCUUCUU
Rosa chinensis is the source of this 2399-nucleotide messenger RNA. RefSeq lists its product as uncharacterized. The record is from RefSeq and is a predicted model, not a curated record. The transcript is spliced from 11 exons. Bases 158 to 1201 code for a protein of 347 amino acids. NCBI's taxonomy places the organism in Eukaryota, Viridiplantae, Streptophyta, Magnoliopsida, Rosales, Rosaceae.